Messenger RNA from Cyclopterus lumpus (lumpfish), 3519 nucleotides. It is a transcript of the gene abcb7, whose product is annotated as ATP-binding cassette, sub-family B (MDR/TAP), member 7. NCBI's taxonomy places the organism in Eukaryota, Metazoa, Chordata, Actinopteri, Perciformes, Cyclopteridae. The transcript has 16 exons. Gene Ontology annotation, molecular function: ATP hydrolysis activity; ATP binding; ABC-type transporter activity. Bases 44 to 2284 code for a protein of 746 amino acids. The record is from RefSeq and is a predicted model, not a curated record. Gene Ontology annotation, biological process: transmembrane transport; intracellular iron ion homeostasis. Gene Ontology annotation, cellular component: mitochondrial inner membrane.
UAUGACGUGACCGGCGCGCCGACCGCCUUCCUCCUCCAACAACAUGGCGCUGAUGUUGCUGCCGCUGAAAUGCGGCAUUCACUUCCAAAGACGGAAAUUAGCGCUUCUCCUUAGACAGGCGAGCUCGUAUCACAGUUGGAAUAAAAGUCGCCGUGAAACUCGGACCGACGGUAAACGCCAAAGUACAUAUCUGCUGAGUUCCCCAUCACACCUACGGACAGCAACAUGGACUACAAACAGGAGCGAAAACAGUCGUCAAAUUUUGGAUGCGGUAAAACAUUUGCAGAUUACAGACAAAAGAUCAUGUUGGCAUGGAAAUGCAGGAGGAAGGCUAAAUGCAGAUCCCAAAAAUGUGCUGAACGAAGUGAAUUCAACCCAGAUCCUGUCUGCAAUGCUGUCUUACGUUUGGCCAAAGGAUAGACCAGACCUGCGGCUCCGUGUUGCCAUCUCUCUGGGCCUGCUUGCUGGAGCCAAGAUGACCAAUGUGACAGUGCCCUUCAUGUUUAAGUAUGCAGUGGACGAGCUUAACCAGAUGUCUGGACACAUGCUGCACCUGAAUGACGCGCCAAGCACUGUGGCUACCAUGGCAACGGCCAUGCUGAUUGGCUAUGGCGCGUCAAGGGCUUGUGCAGCCUUCUUCAACGAGCUGAGGAACACUGUGUUUGGCAAGGUGGCCCAGAGCUCUAUCCGACGCAUCGCAAAGAAUGUCUUUCUCCACCUGCACAAUCUGGAUCUGGGUUUCCAUCUCAGCCGCCAGACGGGAGCGCUGUCCAAGGCCAUCGACCGCGGUACACGGGGCAUCUCAUUUGUCCUCAGUGCACUCGUCUUCAAUUUAGGACCCACAGUCUUCGAGAUGGGCCUCGUGAGUGCCAUUUUGUAUUACAAGUGUGGUGCACAGUUUGCAGCAGUGUCCUUGGGUACCUUAUCAGCAUACACCCUCUUCACCAUUCUCGUCACUCAGUGGAGGACUCGUUUCCGAAUAGAAAUGAACAAAGCAGACAAUGACGCCGGCAACGCAGCUAUUGACUCCCUCCUUAACUAUGAGACUGUUAAGUACUUCAACAAUGAGAAGUAUGAAGCUGAAAAGUAUGAUGGAUACCUAAAGGUCUAUGAGUCAUCCUCUCUAAAAACCACAUCCACACUCGCCAUGCUCAACUUUGGCCAGAGUGCCAUCUUCAGUGUCGGCCUCACUGCCAUCAUGGUGCUGGCCAGCAAGGGCAUUGCAGCAGGCACGAUGACCGUGGGAGACCUGGUGAUGGUGAAUGGCCUGCUCUUCCAGCUCUCCCUCCCGCUCAACUUCCUCGGCACGGUGUACCGAGAGACCAGGCAGGCCCUAAUAGACAUGAACACUCUUUUCACCCUGCUCAGCAUCGACACUAAGAUCAAGGAGAGGGAGCUCGCCCCACCGUUAGCCGUCACACCACAGGAUGCCACCAUCCGCUUCGAGGACGUCUAUUUUGAAUACCUGGAGGGCCAAAAAGUCUUAACAGGAGUGUCCUUCGAAGUGCCUGCUGGGAAGAAGGUGGCUAUAGUUGGUGGCAGCGGGUCAGGGAAGAGCACCAUCGUGCGGCUGUUGUUCCGCUUCUAUGAGCCCCAGCAGGGGAACAUCUACAUAGCGGGGCAGAAUAUCCGAGACAUCAGCCUUGACAGCCUGAGGAGGUCUUUGGGGGUCAUACCUCAGGAUGCCGUUCUGUUCCACAACACCAUCUUCUACAACCUGCAGUAUGGGAACAUCAAUGCUACUCCAGAGGAGGUGUACCAAGUGGCUCGUCUUGCAGGCAUCCAUGAUGCUAUCCUCAGGAUGCCCCAUGGCUAUGACACCCAGGUUGGGGAGCGGGGCCUGAAGCUGUCAGGGGGGGAGAAGCAACGUGUCGCCAUCGCCCGUGCAAUACUAAAGAAUCCACCCGUCCUCCUGUAUGACGAAGCCACAUCCUCCCUCGACUCUAUCACAGAAGAGAACAUCCUGACUUCGAUGAAGGAGAUGGUGAAGGACAGGACGUCAGUGUUUAUUGCCCACAGGCUUUCCACAAUCGUAGACGUAGACGAGAUUAUCGUGCUCAGCGAGGGUAAAGUGGCAGAGCGAGGAAACCACCACGCCCUCCUCAGCACCCCUGGCAGCUUGUACGCAGAGCUGUGGAACACCCAGAACAGUAAGAUCCUCAACAGCAACAAGGGCUCGCCCGAGCCUCCGGCUGAGCGUCUAUCCCAGAAGGAGGAGGAGAGGAAAAAAUUGCAGGAGGAGGUCCUCAACAGUGUUAAGGGCUGUGGAAACUGCUCCUGUUGAGAGGAGCUGCCACCUCCAUGUCUCUACAUCCCUCACAGAUGGCCGACACUGGAAUCCCUGCUCUGUGCGGCAUUUGGGAGGGAGCGGAGUAGGGGUACAUCCCCACUACUCACUCAAGCCAAGCCCCCACCCAUGUGACUAUCCCUCCUCCUCCUCCUCACAUGAAUAAAGGCCACUGCUCGCCAACGUGAAGGAGGAGCAGAACAGGGAGCAAGUGUGUUUAGCACUGGCUGUUGUCCAGAGAUAGAGCUUCUAUGCCAGUUGUCUCAGCUGAAGCCAAGCAUAAGAGACCUUGUAUAUCACAUACGUGUCUGUAAGACAUCUGUUAGUCAACAUGGUUGCGCCCCCCCCUCCUCAUUUUAGACAUCAGGUUUAUUGACAUCUUCCACUGCACUGGGAACAGAUGAGAGUACACGUAAUGACUUACAUAUGCCUUGAUAUUACAAAAUGUGUUUUAAAUUUAUUUUUUAAAAUUAUUUUCAAAAUAAAUUCAACCUAAAAGUAGCUUUUUUUUUUACAUUGGGUAUGUGCAUAUAUCUUAUUUUAUUCUGCGAUUUAGUUGAAUUACAGAUUAUUUUGCCGUAUGUGCUGGACUGGUUCUGCAUCCAUAAUGUACAUUGCACAUGACGUUUUUAGUGCAUGUUCUAAAAAUAUGAAAUAUGGCAGAUAAUCAAGUCUUCUUAAUUCUACUCACAAUAUAACAUGAAGCUUUGGACUACUGAACAUGCUUAAUAGCUCCCCUGUGAAGUAUGUCACAUUCAUGUAAAUAUAACACACUGAGAAUUAGAAGAAGUAACUAAUAAAUCAUGAUUGAUUUUCACUACAAUAGGAGCCACAUUAAGAAGCAACAACUUGAAAGUCUCCUCUGGGAACAUUUCACUAUCAUGUCUUUUAGCCUUGGUUGACGGGCCCCUUGUAAUGAAAAGUUACAUUUUAACAUUGCUAAGACCGCUUUUUGCAUUGUAUGAUCAGAAUACAGAAACUUCCUCUUGAAGCUUAAAUGUAAAUGUUAAUAUUUAAAAACUGGCAACACACUUAUGUCCUCAUUUUUCUGAGGGUUGUUUUUGUCUGUGAUAUUCACAUUUUGUUAGGAACCUUGAUAGGUUGUUCUAACUACAAAUGAAAAUAUUAGUCUUGUAUGACACAAUGUAAAGCCUGUUUCAUAGUAUUCUGGAUUAUAUUGUCUGUGACUACACUGCAGCCAGACAAAUAAACGUUUUCUUUUGUCUAAAUAA